AUGGACGAUGAAAAAUAUUUUACUUUGUCCAACUCUGAGAUGAAGGGUAACGAUGGGUUUUACACGAACGAUUACGAAAAUGUACCUGAUGAAAUAAAAUUCAAAAGUAGGAAAAAAUUUGAGGACAAAAUUUUGGUAUGGUGUGCAAUUUCUGAGGCUGGCUUUAUCUCACAGCCCUACAUUGGUGUUGUUCGAGGCGAAGCCUUAAACGCAAAUAUUUAUAUUCAAAGAUGUCUCUCUAAAUUGCUUCAGUUUGUGAACACACAUCAUGCAAAUGAUCAAAUAGUCUUUUGGCCAGAUCUUGCUUCAUGUCAUUACGCGAGGAUCACAAGGGACUGGUACGAAACUAACAACAUUACCUUUGUACCGAAAGCAGACAAUCCCCCAAACCUACCUCAGGCUCGUCCAAUUGAAGAGUUCUGGGCAAUAUUAAGUCGGAAAGUCUAUAAUAACGGAUGGGAAGCACAAAAUCAGCAACAGUUAAGACGCCGCAUAUAUACAAAAAUUAGAGAAAUUGACGCCGAGGUCGUCCAAAGGAUGAUGCAACGUGUCAGGGGAAUUAUUAGGCAAAUCGAAAAUAAUGGUCCCUUGUCUGUCAUUUGA
Diabrotica virgifera virgifera (western corn rootworm) is the source of this 603-nucleotide messenger RNA. RefSeq lists its product as uncharacterized. Gene Ontology annotation, molecular function: nucleic acid binding. Bases 1 to 603 code for a protein of 200 amino acids. The transcript has a single exon. The record is from RefSeq and is a predicted model, not a curated record. NCBI's taxonomy places the organism in Eukaryota, Metazoa, Arthropoda, Insecta, Coleoptera, Chrysomelidae.